Ramularia collo-cygni is the source of this 2304-nucleotide messenger RNA. RefSeq lists its product as uncharacterized. The record is from RefSeq and is a predicted model, not a curated record. The coding region runs from base 1 to 2304 and encodes 767 amino acids. The transcript has 2 exons. Lineage: Eukaryota; Fungi; Ascomycota; Dothideomycetes; Mycosphaerellales; Mycosphaerellaceae.
AUGGAUGAACUUUCACCAUAUCCAACUGCUUCUUGCGAUGGAGAGCUGCGUGAAGAAGACUUCGCCAGCCCAGAGUGCCUCGAAGACAUCAAAGCCUACUCUUCCCUCCUCCAGCAGUGUGAUGCCAUACUUCCGCAAGGUCCCGACGCAGUGUUGUCUGUUACCAGCAAAGCGGCAAAACGCACCCACCGUGAUGCUUUCAGUGGGAUGCAGAACAAAGUCAACAUGCUUGUUCGCAACCAUGAAGUUCUGGCCAUCACGCACACUGAUGCUGCGGGAAGUAAGCAAGGUCAGAUAGUCGUGAUCAACAGCGAGAAUGUCAUCCAUGGGAUCAAAGCUGCCAAAGACGCCCACCUCAAGGAGAAAGUCCAUCCCCUCAAAGUUUACGUCCAGCAGGCUCAUGUUUCGAACUUUGGUCAGUCAACCCUAUCAACGGAUGUCGAGCCAGUGGAUUAUCUUCUCAACAGGUAUGGCKAGAUUGCCGCCAGUCACUCUGGAAAUUCUGCCACGCCUGACGUAUCACUCGCAGAGCAUAUCGACAUUGUCAAGGGCUUGUUGAUUGCUUGUCACAACUCAACAACAGGUGCAUUGCUUGAAGCAGCCAGGGAAAGACUCAGGGACUACAUCAUACUCAGCAGUCAUCGAAAGAUGUACAGAAGGUUGGAGAUGGGCCAGAAGACGCGUGGCCGCGACUUCUACGACAUUUUAACUCUCAGCACAAAGCUCCCACAGUUUGACGCCAAUGACAUUGCAGAUCACGAAGUUCUCCGGAGACAUCCAACGGCCGCGCAACUUGCCCAAUUCAAGAGAUUCGCCGAUUCUGCAGGUAGUCCUUCGUGGACAGAUGGGAAAGCAGAUUUACCCAUCUACACGAAAAAGAACCGCAAGAUGCUGCAAAAAAUGCUUCGUGUCUAUCUGAGAAAGACCCAACAGGCACUCAUGGCGUUGAAGAACUCCAUCAGGCGCGAUAAGCUUGCCAAAGCCUCAAGAGAGGCCGUUGAAAUCAAGUCGCUUGUUGCGGCGGCGCAUCUUGAGGUCCAGAAUCUCAAUUAUUUCGUCAUGGCCUUUGAGCCUGUUCUCGUGGAGCACUUCAAGUGGCUUGAGCAAUUCAGACGCAACAGUGCGACAAAAUUCACUGAUGUGGCUUCCCUUGAUGCUGAAAUGUCUGUAUUCAACGAUCCGACUAUCGGAACAGGUCACCCAACCCAGAGGUCCCCGAGUGACCUGUCAAAGGCCAGCGUUGGCGACAAUGACGACGUCGAGAUGGGCGGAAUCGACCUGGAUYCAGACGACGACGAUAACGAUGAAGGCUCCGAGAUGGAGAUGCUGGAGGACAUUAAGCAGCUCGCUAAGAUGGAGGGGAGCGAGAAAGGUUGGGCAAUAGGCGCGAUGAGAUACUUGAAGCUGAUCUGCCUUCACGAGUUCGCUAUUCUCUGCGCAACAAACUUGAAGCCGCCURGACAGAAUCAGAGCGCAGCGCAACAGCGAGAGUAUCGCCUACUCACCGAAUCUUGCUUCACAGUCGUCGAUAUCCAGCAAGACAAACUCGACCUUCAACGCAAGGCAUUCACUCAAUGUAUGGAUGAAAUCGUCCAGCGGAAGACUGGUUUGGACAAGGCCGGCAUUUUGAAGUUCCUGGCAAGACAGCGCAAGAAUGGGAAAUUGGAAGAAGCCAACUGGAUCGUCAUCUCCACCGCAUUCUCUGGGACUUUCCACUGUGAAACCAUUCUGCUCGUACUUGCGGUCCUCGCCACCAAGCCGGAAAUCUCCUCAGAGCUCACACAAGAUUGGCUCAACCGCAACGGUAUUUUUGCAGCCAAAUCCGACCUGAACAAUAUGUUCCGCAGCAUGCUACCACAUGUCUCCAUAUCGAAGCAGGACUGCCCCGUGUGUAACAAAGUCUAUCAGCUCGUCGCAGAAUCGAAAGCAUUGCAAGGUUCCAAACGCCUUCUCACACCCGGCCAUCACACCCCAACAAGUGCAGUCGCGCUUCCGCCUUUCACUCCACGAGAAAUUGCCGAAAGCUGUCUCCAAGACAUCAUGAAGAAAGUGGAUGAUCGAAUGGAGAAGAUCCAAUGGGCCGUGGAGGUAAGCAAGGAACUAUCGAGCUAUAGCCCUAUUGGAGUUGGCUCUUACCCUGGAAUCGAUCGUGAGACACUCGCCCGCGUUCAAAGCCCUCCUGCUUGGAGUGAAGACGAAGAUUCGUCUCCAUGGGACAGUGGUGAUGAUGAGCCCGCUCCUGUAACGCCUGCGCGGUUUGCGGGAUCGUCUCUUGUGAAGAGUCGUAAGGUUGAAGCAGAUUAG